Molecule: messenger RNA, 915 nt
Organism: Naumovozyma dairenensis CBS 421
Lineage: Eukaryota; Fungi; Ascomycota; Saccharomycetes; Saccharomycetales; Saccharomycetaceae
Gene: YPQ1
Product: cationic amino acid transporter
Exons: 1
Coding region: 1-915 (304 amino acids)
Biological process (GO): basic amino acid transmembrane export from vacuole
Cellular component (GO): fungal-type vacuole membrane
Source: RefSeq, a predicted model, not a curated record
AUGCAAUUAGUUCCUAUAGAGUUCACAUCUGAAACUAUCAGUGGUAUGACAGGUUCUAUAUCGAUUGCCUGUUGGGUUAUAGUGUUUGUACCGCAAAUAUAUGAGAACUUUUAUAGAAAAUCAGCAGAAGGUCUGUCCUUACUAUUCGUCGUCCUUUGGUUAGCAGGUGACGUUUUCAAUUUAUUAGGUGCUCUGUUACAACACUUACUGCCUACCAUGAUCAUCCUUGCCGCAUACUAUACAAUUGCUGAUAUUAUCCUUUUGGGCCAAUGUCUAUGGUAUGAUAAUGAAGAAAAAGUGGAUCCGAUCCAUUUAUCCCCUGCUAAUCCAAUGAAUGAAAAUGUUUUACAAGACGUGUUUAAUGAACAUCAACCACUUUUACAUCAAAAUGGGGAGCCUAUCUUAAGAACAGAAGCUGAAGAUGCCUCCAGGUCUCAAGCUAUUUCAGCUUUAUUAGAAAUUGAAGAGCAAGAAGAAAAGGGAAAUUACUUCAGUGAUACAACGAUUGUCUUGAGUGUCAUAUUUGCCGGAUUCUUAUCUUGGUACAUAUCCUAUUGCGCAAAUCCAACUCCAUCAGUACCAACUGAACCAAAUACAGAAAUUAAUAUUUUAGCCCAAUUGUUCGGAUAUCUAAGUGCAGCUUUAUAUCUGGGAUCUCGUGUUCCUCAGAUAUUAUUGAAUUUUAGAAGAAAAUCAUGUGAAGGUAUUUCUUUUCUGUUUUUCUUAUUUGCAUGCAUAGGUAAUACAACAUUUAUCAUUUCAGUUAUGGUUGUCUCUCUGGAUCCAAAAUAUUUACUACUGAAUGCCUCUUGGCUUAUCGGAAGUACAGGUACUCUACUGAUGGAUUUCGUCAUUUUUGCCCAAUUUUUCGCAUAUGGAAGGAAGAGUAAGAUAUAUGCUAAUAAUUUGGUAUGA